Messenger RNA from Selaginella moellendorffii, 1701 nucleotides. Its product is annotated as F-box protein At5g06550. The transcript is spliced from 6 exons. Gene Ontology annotation, molecular function: cis-regulatory region sequence-specific DNA binding; protein binding. The record is from RefSeq and is a predicted model, not a curated record. Gene Ontology annotation, cellular component: nucleus. Lineage: Eukaryota; Viridiplantae; Streptophyta; Lycopodiopsida; Selaginellales; Selaginellaceae. Bases 23 to 1546 code for a protein of 507 amino acids.
CAGCCCUAGCGAGCCCUAUCGCAUGGAAGGCAAACGUAAGAGAGGCGGCAAGAAGAAGACGAGGAAGAAGAAGGAUGCCAAGGUUCGUGUAGCAGCACCGCAUUCUAGUGAUGAAUCGGAGGAUCGCGGGGUGGAGAGCCCUGGUGUGGAAUUCGGGCUCGCAUUCGCAUCCAGGCACUGCGCCGUCCAGCCGCUGGGGAAUCUCCUCUUCACGGGCAAGCAAAAUAUUCGUGAUCCAGGGCUUGGGAGUCUCCAGCGUCUCAGCGAUGAGAUCGUCAGUGAUAUUUUGGCGCUGCUGGAUGCCAAGGAUCUGGCGCGGUCGGGCGUCUCGAGCAAGGCAUUCUAUGUUUUCAGCCACCAGGAAGCGCUGUGGCGGAAUCUGGUCCUCGCGGAGCUGAAAGGAGGAUUUUUGUUCCAAGGGAGCUGGAGAAAGACUUACGUCUCAGCUCGAUCGGCUUGGACAAAGGAAGAGGAUUUCUCUUCUCGAUCGGCUUGUACAAAGAAAGAGGAUUUCUCUCCUGUCAAGGUGGAAGACUUCUAUUCGGACUACUUGUUCCAGAGCUGGCUUUGUGCCAGUGUGGAGAUCAAAGACGAGUGGAUUUCCAGGGACAACAUCGAGCGCAGAAGCCACCUUUCAGUCGAUGACUUUGUACGCGAUUUCGAGAGGCUGAACAAACCAGUUCUUCUCACCGAUGCUAUCAACAACUGGCCUGCGCUGAAACGAUGGAACCAGGACUAUUUACUCGAUCUGUGUGGGGACGUAGACUUUGCUGCUGGUCCAGCUGACAUGACGCUCAGCAACUAUUUCGUCUAUGCGAAGUCCGUGAAAGAGGAGCGACCUCUCUACUUGUUUGAUCCAAAGUUCGGGGAGAAAGUUCCGCAGCUGGCUGCCGACUAUGAAGUUCCUGUGUACUUCAGGGAGGACCUUUUCUCGAUACUGGGGAAGGAAAGGCCCGACUAUCGGUGGCUUAUACUCGGGCCUGCAAGGUCUGGCUCCUCGUUUCAUAUUGAUCCUAACAGCACUUCGGCUUGGAACGCAGUGGUCAAAGGUUCCAAGAAGUGGAUCCUGUAUCCUCCGGGUGCUGUUCCUCCUGGUGUUCAUCCCAGCCCGGAUGGAGUGGACGUAGCAACUCCGGUGUCCAUCACGGAAUGGUUUAUGAACUUCUAUCACGAGACAAAGCGGGGCAAGCAUAAACCGGUGGAGUGCGUUUGCAAAGCAGGCGAAGUCGUUUUCAUACCAAACGGCUGGUGGCACAUUGUUAUAAAUCUGGAAGACUCGAUCGCCAUCACGCAGAACUACGUUAGCAGGAGCAACAUCCUGAAUGUUCUGGAUUUCCUUAACAAGCCAAAUUCCCAGGAUUUGGUCUCAGGAACAAAAGAUCGCGUUAACUUAUACGACAAGUUCAAAUCCAGGUACGAGGAGCUUCAUCCCGGGUCAUUGGAACAACUCCGGAACGAGAAAAGAGCUCAGGAAUCUCAAAAGAAGCGGUCUGUUUGGGAGAGUGUAACUUCUGGCGGUGAUUUUCGAUUCAAUUUCGGCAGUUGAAAACAGUAGAGUUGUCAAAGAAUAUUGCAAAAGUUUGUUAGAAACUUCUUACUCCAUAAGGGGUUGCAUUGCCUUUUUAAGCUCUUCAAGAACAAACUUCAUUGUCGGCCUGCUACUUCCGUCGAACUGUAAGCACAAAGCUGCCAAGUUUGCAA